AUGGUUUUAUUUGUUCAUUUUAAUUAUUUAUUCAACUUCUCACUCUAUUCCGAAGAACAAAAAGGCAAAAACUUCUGUAGAAGUGCUCAAACGAGAAGCCAACAGCACACUUGCAAACAGCGCCAAAUUCAAACUCAGCAAACGGCCCAAAGGCUCGUCAAUCGUCUCCGGGUUGCUGCAGCAGCAGCAGCAGCAGCAGCAGCAGAAGAAGUAGCAGCAGCGGCAGCAGCAGCAGAAGCAGCAGAGGUAGCAGCAGCAGCAGCAGAAGCAGUAGAGGUAGCAGCAGCAGCGGCAGAAGCAGUAGAGGUAGCAGCAGCAGCAGCAGCAGAAGCAGUAGAGGUAGCAGCAGCAGCAGCAGCAGAAGCAGUAGAGGUAGCAGCAGCAGCAGCAGCAGAAGUGGCGGUGUCUCGACAGCUCCUCCAAAUGCCAGCAUUUUUUUAA
This is a messenger RNA of Eimeria necatrix, 441 nucleotides long. RefSeq lists its product as hypothetical. Lineage: Eukaryota; Apicomplexa; Conoidasida; Eucoccidiorida; Eimeriidae. The record is from RefSeq and is a predicted model, not a curated record. The transcript has a single exon. Bases 1 to 441 code for a protein of 146 amino acids.